CCGGCAUGCAGCGUCAAAAGGGCCUAGGUCGUAAUGCGAGAGAUUGAGGAUAAAGACGUUUUGAUAGACGGUUGCAUUCUUGGGACAGAGCCCACAGCUAUCUCUAUAGCAAAAAUAUACCAGCUUUGUACCAAGGUGAAUAUGGAGGGAGACAUUAUGUGUGCAGUGAGCGACAUUUGAACUCAUAAUCCUUGGUGUAGGUAUCGUCUGCUCACCGCUCCGUCACCAGCCAAACGACUGUUUGGGAGACAACAUUUGGUGUGACCAUGAAUCUGUAUCUGGACGCGAUCGCAGAUAAUAAACAACAGUACUAGUUAAUCAUCUGUGAAGACUAAAUUUGUUCCGUCUUUAAAAGAAAGGUUGUGGGAUGAUCCAGAAUGGCCUAUUAUGAAAAAAUAAAAGUGGGACUACCUUACACAAUUUUUGAGUUGGAUGACCGAAAGAUAUGCAGCAAACCAGGAAUAAACUUGUUACAAAAGAAGAAGAGGGUGGCAUGCACAUCAUUAACAAAAAUGCUGGCAAUAAUGUGCUAGCUAAUCUUCAAGAUUUUCGGACAAAGGAAAUUUUGUAUGAUGUUGUUUUGAAGAUAGAAGAUCAGAUGAUCUUUGCCCAUCGGAGCAUCCUUGCCAUAAGCAGUGAAUACUUUAGGGCUAUGUUUGUGGACCACUUUAAGGAGCACCAUACUUUGGAGGUGACGCUUGAAUCAGUUUCAGCAGAAAGUGCAGCAAGUCUGGUGGAUUAUAUGUAUACUGGGCACUUGAAUGUGACUAAGGAAGGUGUACAAUACCUGAUAGUUGUAGCAGACCAGUGGCAAAUGACAGAUGUGAAGGAUCUGUGUGCUAAGUUUAUGGAACAGCAGCUUGAACCUGCCAACUGUUUAGGUGUCUGGGAAUUUGCAGAGAGGUAUCAUUGUGACAUGUUACAAAUACAGAGUGAACAGCUUCUGAAACAACGAUUUCCAGCAAUUGUGUUGACUCCAGAGUUUCUUACUUUAUCUUUUGAACGGCUAUUAAAGAUUCUGAAAUUCAGGGACAUCACACUCGGCUACAAAGGUGAAGACGUUGUUUUGGAAGCAGUUAUGCGAUGGGUGAACCACAGCUAUGAUAGUCGAAUUGAUAACCUGACAAGACUGCUACGUCGGGUAAACUUGGCAAGCACAUCGGCAGAAUGUCGGAGACAGUUCCUUGAGAGUAAUAGUCGCUUGCUGGCAGAUCCAGUUUUGAAAGAGGUUGUGGAAAGUCAGCUAAAGAUGCCUAAGCAGCAGCGUAGUACACAGGCCAUGAUCGUUGUUAUAGGAGGGUUCUUGCAACCCCGGACAGGGCCCAAGAACCCAAGACUACAAGGUGUAGAGAAGACAGAUCCUCGUUCCAAUUCCUGGUCUUCUCUAGCGGAUUUUCCAAUGAAAAGUUCAGGAGCAGUAGCCCUUAACCUUCGUGGUCAUUUAUUUUGUUUGGCAUAUGAACCUGUUGAAAAUCGCCGUGGUGCCACCCUAGUCACAGAAACAAGAAUUUUUGAAUUUGACUUGGUGAAAAACCAGUGGCUUGAUGCAAGGAGCAACUUUUCAGAUCAGGUCUUGACGUGUAUAGAUGAGUGUUUGCAAGCUUCUGGUGCAGUGACCGUGUGUGAGGAAACAAGUGUGAUCUACACUGUGUCUGGUACUGAGGUAUGUAGGAUACCUUUCACGGAACUUGAUGGAAAUAUCUUUUGUAAGCAAGUGCAUUAUUUGCCCAAACCUGCUGAAUACAUGUCGCCAUCACAUUGUAUGCAUUCAGCCAUUGUGGUAAACCAAAACUUGUAUGUGCUUGGUGGUGGUGACAAGGCACAGAGAUCUGACACUGUACCUUCUAACAUAGUCAUCAUGUUUGACCCCAGUGAAGGUGUUUGGACCCGCAAGAAUGGAAUGAUUGAACAACGUUUGAAAAUGGAUGUUGCAACAAUAAACGGUCAGAUCUAUGCCAGUGGUGGGUUCAACAUUCAUCGGCUAAAUACUGUAGAGUGCUAUAAUCCUCAAACAGACAUGUGGCUGAGAGUGCAACACAUGAACUGGGGGCGCAGCCACCACAAGAUGCUAGCACUCAAUGGAAGGCUGUGGGCUAUAGGCGGAAAAUCAUACUCUUCUGGAAACCAGGCACCUAGAGAUGUGUUAAAUUCAUGUGAAGUAUAUGAUCCUGAUCAGAACAAAUGGACAGAGGGGCCCAGCAUGAGACACGCUCGCUGUAAUUUUGCAGCCACUGUUUUGUAGUCAUGUGUCCUUCAGCAAAACUAAUAAGAACCAACGAUCUCCUAUCACUGCUAGUGUAGCAUUUUCAAAUUGAGAUGUGUACAUAUACAUAUGAUAUAUAAAGAAUAAACUUCCAGCAUACUGUGUGUGCAUGCAGUAAUAUUUAUGGGUAACUGUUUAUGUGUAUGUCUUGUACAAGGAACAGGAUGCAAAAAAGGGAUUGGCUUUAGGGUGGUAUUACAGUGUUGUUGAGUCAGAGAUGUUCACCUGUUUGGUUUUUUGGUAUUUUGUACAAAAAAGCUGCAAAACACAGAAAUAUAAUUUUUGAACUGAU
This is a messenger RNA of Pomacea canaliculata, 2555 nucleotides long. Its product is annotated as kelch-like protein 3. The transcript is spliced from 11 exons. The coding region runs from base 446 to 2242 and encodes 598 amino acids. Lineage: Eukaryota; Metazoa; Mollusca; Gastropoda; Architaenioglossa; Ampullariidae. The record is from RefSeq and is a predicted model, not a curated record. Gene Ontology annotation, molecular function: protein binding.